CUUUGUUGAUGCCUCCUCCCUCCUUGCUGCCUCCUCCUUGUCUCGCGGCCCUCCUCGCCGUCACCGGCCCCUCCCAGGCCUGCUGCCAAGGCCCGCGCCCCUCGAAGAAAUUCCCCGCCUGGGCCCCGCCGCCGUGCGCGGUCGGUCGGCCAGCAGGCCCGCGGACCAUGGCGGCCCGCACUCUGGCGCUGGUCGCGGCGGCGGUGGCGGCGCUGCCGACGGCGGCCGGCGACGGCCGCCUGGGCCUCGUGCGCGCGCAGGCCACACCGCGCUCCUGCCGCGGAGGUCGGCUCGGCGGCCGUCGAGCUGGCGUCGGGCGGCGGCGGCGGCAGGAAACCAGAGGCGGUCAACGGGACGCCGAGGGAGAUUCAGAUGCUCCCGACGAAGGUGGAGGCGCGCCGAGCCGUGGGCCCCACGGCAGCCGGGAGCUGGUGGUUGCGGAGGGUAAGGGGGGGAGGAACCAAGGCAUUUGGCAGCUCGAGGAUUUCGCGCCUCGGUUCUUCCAGAAUCAGGAGAAGUGCGCUCAACCCGUUCCAGGAGAAGAGCGGCGCAUGCCACCCUCCCCCCAUCUCUAAGUAAACCAAAGCACGACCAGUCCACCGGGAAUACAGUCCAAGAGAGUCGGAACGUUUUUUGUUUGCAAACAACUAACAAUUUGUUGUGCAAGUCGCAGUGUGCGCCUGCCUUCUGGAUAGGGCGGACUGGGUGGGGCAGCAAGCAUUCCGCGCUUCUCGGGAGACGUGCAGCCAGAUUGUGAUGAGUACGUUCGCCCUGGGCAUCGUGCCGAAACGUCAGCUUGUACCGCGCACCGGGGCAAUACAAGUCACGGGUAGUUGCCGCAACAAAUAAUUCGGAGACAAGGUAGUAAGCGCUGUAUCUUGCGUACGCGCGCAUUCCAAAGUCGUUUUAGCAUCCGCGCACGCUUUCUUUCUCACUGCCUCUCGCCGGGGGCAGGGCCCUAACGCUCUCGCCGUGCAAGCGGGCGGUGGGCUUCGGGGCAGCACUGCACGGUAGCAGCUGUAGUGCGGCCCCCUUGCGCCAUCUGGAAAAAAGGCGUUGAGGUAAGCUGUGAGCAUUCGUUAUUUGGGCCCUUGUGCGGAGUCGCCAACCUAUCAUGACGAGUGGCGCGCAGCAAUGUAUGCGCUCCCAGACUUUGCGUGUGCGACGAUGGCCCGUGUCCCAACCACUUUAAACACGCCGUGUUUGUCAGCCCGGGGUGGCCUCAAGGUAAUCUUGACCGCCUGCCUCACGUGUUCAUUGAAAUUUGGGUCAUUGAGACAUGGC
Prorocentrum cordatum is the source of this 1284-nucleotide messenger RNA. The record is from the annotation of a GenBank genome assembly. Lineage: Eukaryota; Dinophyceae; Prorocentrales; Prorocentraceae.